AUGAUGGCGUCUCGAGCUCCGGGGUCCCCGCCGCUGCCGCGCGUGGCGACGCCUUUCGGCUACGGGUCGUUGCACGACGACGACGAGCAGCCGCAGAGCGCCGCGUCCCCCGAAGGAGCGAGCGCCGGGGCGCGGCGCGGCUUCGCGCACGUCGAGUUCCCGUGGGGACACGCCUACGUGCACGCGGACCUGGUGGCGGCCGUGCCGGUCUUCACGUUCUACGCGCUGUCCAAGACGCAGCACGUCAAGUUCUCGCUGCCCUUCGCGCUCACCAGCACGGGCCAGGAGAUGGUGGACGCCGUGCGCCGCCACCUCGAGCUGGGGCCCGACAUCGCCGUGGCGCUCGUGCAGACGGACUCGGUGAGCAAGCACGAGAUCCGGCCACAGCUCCAGCUGGGCGAGUCCACUAUUGGGGCGGGCCCGGAACACCCCGUGCUGGUGCUGCAGACGCCCAUGGUGCAGUUCGACAAGAAGAAGUGCUCGUUCUACAUGCUCCUGCAGGAGAACAACACGCGCGCGGUGCAGGUGGCCAAGGGGUGUGGCUCCGUACUGGGCAACUGCGAGGUCGCGUGCGGCAUCAAGUAUUGGGAGGUGAAGUUGGAGAGCGCACGAGGAGGAGACGGCGUGUUUGUCGGCGUUGCAGCCGCGGAUUUGGCGCUGAAUACGAGUGUGCUGAGCCGCGGUGUGUUCUGGGGCAUGUCCUGUGCCACGGGACACAAGUUCCACGACAGCAUCGAGUACUACGCAGAUCCGUGCAAAGAUGGAGACGUGGUGGGCGUGCUGCUGGACAUGGAGUACGGGCGAUUGAGCUUCUACGUGAACGGGAGUAAUCUAGGCGUCGCGUACGGCGGCAUCCAGGCCAAACGACUGUGCCCAGUGUUCUCGCUGACUUUCAUCGGACAGAAUGUCAAGCUGCUGCCGACUGCAUCGCCCCCGAUGCCGUAG
This is a messenger RNA of Phytophthora sojae, 945 nucleotides long. RefSeq lists its product as hypothetical. The record is from RefSeq and is a predicted model, not a curated record. Lineage: Eukaryota; Oomycota; Peronosporomycetes; Peronosporales; Peronosporaceae. The transcript has a single exon. Gene Ontology annotation, molecular function: protein binding. Bases 1 to 945 code for a protein of 314 amino acids.